CCACCUGUGCCCAGCAGUGCACCUACCUGUUUCCAGCAGUGCCCACCAGUGCCACCCACCUGUGCCCACCCACCUGUGCCCACCAGUGCCACCCACCAGUGCCCAUCAGUGCAGCCCAGCAGUGCUGCCAGUCAGUGCCACCAGUCAUUGCGCCAGUCAAUGCCUAGCAGUGUCGCCAGUCAGUGCCCAGCAGUGAUGCCAGUCAGUGCCACCUAUCAGUGCUGUCUAUCAGUACCCAUCAUCAGUGCUGCCUAUCCGUGUCACCUCAUUAGUGCUGCCCAUCAGUGCCACUUAUCAGUGCCCAUCAGUGCCACCUAUCAGUGCCCAUCAGUGCUGCCUCAUCAACGCACAUCAGUG
Messenger RNA from Staurois parvus, 357 nucleotides. Lineage: Eukaryota; Metazoa; Chordata; Amphibia; Anura; Ranidae. The record is from the annotation of a GenBank genome assembly.